Danio rerio (zebrafish) is the source of this 1644-nucleotide messenger RNA. RefSeq names its product NFKB activating protein (gene nkap). Gene Ontology annotation, molecular function: chromatin binding. The record is from RefSeq and is marked provisional. NCBI's taxonomy places the organism in Eukaryota, Metazoa, Chordata, Actinopteri, Cypriniformes, Danionidae.
CAGCGUUGCUAGUGUGUAUGUUUUGCGUUUAAGUUGUGUUUAGGUUUCUCGGUGAGUCUCAACACAUUCAUAAUAUUCCUAACUAAGUAUUUUGUCGCAGUGCUAAAAGUGAUUUAAAACCGCUGUUUGCUAACGUACAUAUCUAGCUGGAUUAGCUUGGCUCGUUCUUGGUGAACUGCGACAUGACUAGCAAAACGUAACCAAUACGUCCCUUUUAACAGAACAAAAUAAGGGAAUCAAAGACGUCGUUAUAGUGUAGUAAUGCCUGAGCUAGACGUGAAGCAUUCAGGCUCUGUGAGCCCGAGGAGACGCAGACACAGCCGCUCCAGCAGCCGAUCCCCGGACCGAGCACUGAAGAACCACAGACACAACCAUGAAGACGAGCACAAAUCACGACACGGCGACAAAGACCGCAGCAGAAACCGCUUCCGAAUGGCGUAUUCCCGCAGUCGCUCGAGGUCAAGGGAAAGGGACCGACAGACCUGGUCGGACAGAGAUCACGGAUUCUCCGAUUACUAUGAAAAAAGAGACGACGCUCAACGACAGAGACAAGAAGCCUUCAUCGCGAGGCGUCUGCAGGAACGAGAGAGAAUUGGUGAAAUCGGAUGUCCAGAGGUUUGGGGAUACUCUCCAAGAGUCAGAGAACCUGAUUCAGAUGAACACACUCCUGUAGAAGAGGACGUGAAGAACAGCAGCUCUGAUUCAAGUUCAGAGGAGGAAAAGAAGAAAAAGAAAAAGAAGAAAAAAAAGAAGUCCAAGAAGAGGAAAAACAGGAAGCAGUCAGAAGACAGCGAGUCAGAAAGUGAUUCUGAAGAAGAAAUGAAGAAGAAGAAAAAGAAGAAGAAAAAUAAAAAAAAGAAGUCAAAGAAGAAGAAGGCCAAGAAGAAUCAGAAAGAGUCCAGUAGCUCUAGCAGCGAACAUUCAGAGGAGGAAGAAGAGGACGCCAAUGAAAUCUCCUGGGUGGAGAAAACUUGUGUUGGAGAACAUGUGGUUGGUCCUGACGCCCCGCUCACUCACCUGUCCCAAGAUGAUAAACCUUUAGAUUUUGGCCACGCUUUACUGCCAGGUGAAGGUGCCGCCAUGGCAGAGUUCGUCAAAGCAGGAAAACGUAUCCCAAGAAGAGGAGAAAUCGGCUUGACCAGUAAUGAGAUCGCGGAGUUUGAGAAGUCUGGCUAUGUCAUGAGUGGAAGCAGACAUCGGCGUAUGGAGGCUGUGCGUCUGAGAAAGGAAAACCAGAUCUACAGUGCUGAUGAGAAGAGAGCGCUUGCGUCCUUUAACCAGGAGGAAAGGAGGAAGAGGGAGAGCAAAAUCCUCUCCAGCUUCAGGGAAAUGGUUUACCGAAAAACCAAAGGCAAAGACGAGAAGUAGGCAGUCCUGUAGAAGUCAGUUUUCAGUCUGUUUGUCCUUGUUUUUCUUUUUUAAAAAGAAGACGAUGCAAAAGUUGAAUAAGACACAGAUUUUACUUUAGAGUGUUUAAAUGUAUAAUACACAGCGAGAGGCCUCAACUGAUGUGUACAUUUUAAAAUCAGAAAUAACAAACUGUGAUUAGUAGAACUCAAUUCAGAAAUCACUGCAAUACAAUUCCUGUAAUGCGUGUUUUGCGUUAAAUAAAUGGAUGCGUCACGUGACCCACUGUAAAUAUGG